AUGUCGUGGUACUUAAUCGGGAUAAUUAGCGCAGCAGUUGCUGCUCCACCGGUGCCAUCUGGUUACUACACUCAGGAGCAAUAUCAACAAAUAAACCCAUUGGACUAUUAUGCGGGGGCACCGCAGUUAGAAAACUUCUACAGUCAACCUCAACAGAAACAAGAGGCUUCAAACACUGAUGACAGUCCAUCAAGACUGGAGACCCUGGACCCUGACAGUGAGGUGGAACUCAUCCCCGGAGCACAGCAGCCACAGCAGCCUCCGCAACAGACUCCUCUUGCUCCAAAUAUUCCUGGUUUGAUUCCAGGCCAGAGAGUGUUUAUUGUUCACAUGCCCGUGCCAGGCGUUAGACCCGGAACAGUUGGCGGAUACCAACCUGUUUACAUCGUGGCAGCCGCACCACAAGGAAAUAACGCUUAUCCAGGAUACCAGAAUCCACUUCUUCUGGAUCCAUCAGGACAAGUAGCUCAAGUGCCGUACCAAAAUCCAGGCUAUCAAGGAAGCCCUAACAUAUUUUUGGGAGCCGCGCCUGUUCAACGACCAUUUACGUUCGCCUACCCCAAUCCAGCUUAUCAGGCUGUUCCGGUUGAGAAAGCCCCAGGUUUAAACCAAUUUGUAUCCAUUGAGGGACCAGCUCAAACAGCCGCUUUAAAUCAACCAAAGAACAGUCAGAAAUUAAGCCAAAUGAGAGAACAGACCAAAGAAGAAUAUGAGCCACCAGCGAAUUCUCAGGCUUUACCAAACCAACGACCAAAACUUUAA
Pieris macdunnoughi is the source of this 762-nucleotide messenger RNA. NCBI's taxonomy places the organism in Eukaryota, Metazoa, Arthropoda, Insecta, Lepidoptera, Pieridae. The record is from the annotation of a GenBank genome assembly.